Messenger RNA from Toxotes jaculatrix (banded archerfish), 7453 nucleotides. It is a transcript of the gene cadm2a, whose product is annotated as cell adhesion molecule 2a. The record is from RefSeq and is a predicted model, not a curated record. The transcript has 10 exons. NCBI's taxonomy places the organism in Eukaryota, Metazoa, Chordata, Actinopteri, Toxotidae. Bases 376 to 1659 code for a protein of 427 amino acids.
GACACUAGUACAGCAUCGGCAGUAUCUAGUCAGUUACCGGAGGACAGCUGUUCUCAGUCUCAUAGGCUGACUGCUGUUGUUCAGAGUCCCGUAAACUGACCCUGUACCUUACCGCUGGUGCACCUGUGACAAAAUAUCCUGAGUAUUGUUGUUUUUUAAGGAGCGAGACCGUCUCCGUUUUCCAAAGCAAAGCAGUGUGGUCGUGAAGUCGGUUGUGUUAACCCCAUUUUCCCAGGGACGCACAAAAGACGCACUCCCAAGUCCACCUGGAUAGCUGUGACAGAGCCGUCCGGUCCGGUUCGAGGUCCUGUGGGGGAGAGACGGUGAGGAGAAAUUAGCGCGGAAGGCAGAAGAGCAAGAAACGGAGAAGACAGGAUGAAUCUCAAGAGUCAUUUGAUUUUCACCCUCUACACUAUUUAUGGGAUUCUUCUGAAAGGCAUCAGCGGUCAGUACCCUCUGGUUCAGAAUGUGACGGUGACAGAGGGUGGGACGGCGAACCUGACCUGCCGUGUGGAGUAUAAUGACAACACCUCCCUCCAGUGGUCAAACCCGGCACAGCAGACCCUCUUUUUUGGGGACAAGAAAGCUUUAAGGGACAACAGGAUUGAGUUGGUGCGCGCAUCGUGGUUGGAGCUGACCAUCAGUAUCAGUGAUGUCACGCUGUCUGAUGAAGGGAUGUACACCUGCUCUCUCUUCACCAUGCCCGUCAGAACAGCCAAAGCCUACCUGACUGUUCUAGGUGUACCAGAGAAGCCAGAGAUCGAUGGCCUGACGAAGCCUGCCAUGGAGGGAGACCACAUCACUCUGACCUGCAUCACUCAGGGCAGCAAGCCCGCCGCUGACCUGCGCUGGUUCAGGAAUGAAAAGGAGGUGAAAGGUGCCAAAGAGGUGAAUGCAAGUGGGAAGACAUUUACAGUACGGAGCUCUCUGCAGCUGCACGUGGACAGAAAUGAUGAUGGAGUGGCCUACACCUGCAGAGUGGACCAUGUGGCACUCACACAGACACCACAGCAGGCCACUGAAGUACUGGAGGUCCACUAUGCUCCUCGUGUGGAGAUCAUCCACUCCCUUGCAGUCCCUCAAGAGGGCCAGUACUUAAAGCUCGAGUGUGUGUCCAAAGGAAACCCUUCGCCAGAUCCUGUGAUGUGGACAAAGGACGGGGGUGAACUUCCUGACCUGGACAGGAUGAUUGUAGAGGGGAGGGAGCUCACCUUUACUUCACUCAACAAGACAGACAAUGGCACCUACCGCUGCGAAGCCAGCAACCACCUAGGGACCAGCAGUGCUGAAUAUGUACUCUACGUCUAUGACGUCCCCACCACUCCGCCUCCAUCCACCACUCCCCCCCUACAUCCCAUCCCUCCAGAUCCUACUGCACUAUUAGGCGCCUCAGACCCCACAGUCACUGGCAACAGAGAUCCAAACGCCCUGGGGCAGCACGGCACUGACCAUGCCUUGAUCGGAGGAGUGGUGGCUGUAGUGGUCUUUGUCACCUUGUGUUUAAUCAUUGUUCUGGGAAGAUACCUGGCCAGGCAUAAAGGAACAUACUUGACAAACGAAGCCAAAGGAGCGGACGAUGCUCCUGACGCGGACACAGCCAUCAUCAAUGCUGAGGGCAACCAUGCGCACGCAGAAGAAAAGAAAGAAUACUUCAUUUAGACUGCAGAGGGAGCUGUGUUGCUCUCUCCACCCACUUUUUCCUCUUUCAGUCUCUGUAUCUCUUUUUCUCUCUUUCUGUGUCCCCCUCUUUUCUUCUCCACCUCUGACUACUGCCCCCGUUGUGACCACGAGGAACCCGCUGGCAGUCCACAGACAGAGAAGUUUCCCAAGCGUAUUGCCUUUUGUUGAACCCAUUUCUAUCAUUUACAUCUUGUCCUUUAUUUCUUUCUUUCCUGUUUUUGUCUUCUUUUUGGCAGCCCGUUUUCACAGGCAGCUCACCGUUGCUGCUGAAGUGGUACCCUCUGUCAUAUUUUUCCUCAUCUCUGACAUGAAUUCCUGGAAAUCUGUGUAUCAACCAUGGCUGCUUCUUACAUAUGACCCCUUGUUCGUCUUCUCUCUUGUUUCCCUCCAAGCAGACACCCAAACACAUACUAUAUCCCCUUUGUUCACACACAUCCACAAACGCAUAUCAUAUUUCACAUCAACACGGUGCCUAAAAAUACAGACGCCAUUGAACUUCUGUCAAUGCCUUCAUGUAUUGUCUGUCAGUAGCAGUGUAAAUGCUUUGUAGAUGGUUAACCGGACCAUCAUUUCAUUGCUUAGCUCACAGCUUUUGAUUAUGCAUUGCGUCUUUUUGUUUUUGUUUUUUCUUUUUAUUUGAAUGAAGAUCUGUGCUGUUUACGCCUUAUACAUGUCUAUCACACUGAAUAUGGUACUUUUAGAUGCUCCACUUCCCCCAACCCCAUCCCCUCUAAAUAGACUUGUAAUUAAACAGUUGACCCUUGUAAGAUAAGAAGAAGGUUUUGUGUAACACUGUAGCAAGGUUUGUCGGAUAAGUGUAUAAUAUGAUUUUCAUUAUUAGGGUAGGGGUAAUAAAAGGGUAGUGUGGUAUUGUUUAGAGCAGAGAACACACACCAAAAAUAUAUGAAAGAUGCUAGAUGAAGCAUUCCAUCAAAUAAACUCAAUCAGUUAUAUAAAACCAUUUGCUAAAUCUGCUGUCCUUAUGUACUUUUGUCUGUAUAUUCCUGCACUGUCCAGGCUGCAGUUUAGCGAAACACCAACACCUUCAGUGUCCUCUUGACUGCUUACAGUAGUUUGUAAUUCACAUAAAGGCUUCAGGUGUACAGAAAGAGUCAGUCUCCUCUCUCUCUAAAAGCUGUAUAAAUUGUAUUGAAGUGAGUUUAGCUUUUCACUUUGAAGAGUUUUGUUUAUGUUUAUGUCACAUUGAAAUAAUUUUAUGGCUGAAGGACCCUGUGAAAUGUAAAAUGAGUCAUUAGAAGUUAAUACAGGCUAAGAAAAAAACAAGUACACAGCUACAGUAUGUACAGAAAUCUUAAAUUGAGUUUCCUCACUCUUUCAGUAGUGUCAUUUUGAUUGACCUUCCUAUAAGCUUGAGGUCCAGGCAGCUUUCCACUGUGGUUUGUACACAAAUUUCUGUUCAUUGACCGGCUCAUUGAUAAGCAACCAAUAAUAGAAUUGCAAUGCAAAUAACAUCAGUUUGUAAUUCCACCAAUUUCUGUUUAACUAGUUUCUAACAAUUUAGUUAAACUGUAGGUAUCAGAUAUAGAUAUAUACCAACACACCGUACAUGUCCACCUCUCAAACUGCACAACUGCUCUUCUUAUUUCGGUUUAGUCAGAGUCGCUUCUCCAUGACCUGAAUUUUGAUUUCCAUUUCAUGGGGUCUUCAAGCAAAAUAAAAAUAAAUAAAUAAAUAAAUAAAUAAAGGAACUAGUGUGUGAGUGAUGGGUCAUAGAUCUGCAGGGGCCUCCUUUCCAAAACAAAAAAAAAAAUGAAGACAAAUAGAGAAGCACAAAAAUGUCUGAAUGAGUAACUGUGUUCCUUUGCCAACAGCUAGAUCACUUUUGGGAAUGGUUCUUCUAUUCAAAUGGGAAGUGGAAAGAUGACAAAGCUAUCUUUGAUUUAAUUCUGGGGAAAAAAUACAGUGCAUCUUUUUGAAAAUGUAAGCUGAAUCAUGUUUUUUAUAAAAAAAAAGAAAAAAAUGUUUCUAAUAUUUUUGGUUUAAAUGGUUCUAAGCUCCCUGCUGUAUAUUGUGUCUGCUAAAAUGUGGUUGAUUGUGAAAAUUGCUGUUAAAUUCUGGAUUCCCGUAUUCCUUCAAAUUUGUAUAUUAGCCACCUUAUCUAUUUACUUUUUUUCAUUUUUCAUUGCAUAAUCCUUAAAUCUUUUAAGCAAAUGUAUUUUGUUUUGGAACAAGGCAUGUAUAUAAUGUGUGAGAACUAAACUUUGGUAAUACACAUUAGCAUGUUUUUGUUUGGUUCUUUAUCACAAUUAAUUUAUUUGAACUCAAGUUAUUUAAGAGAGAACCACAAUGAAGGUAUAUUUGUAACUUUGGAGAAGAGUGGCUUCUUGUGUUUGUGGCAUGCUCUUAGGUGCUGCAGAUCUAAAGGAUUUGGUGUUGUAGAAAAUAAGAUUAACAUAAAAAGAAAAAAAUACAAAAUUCAGUCAAACAAAUGUUGGAAUAAAAAAAAUACAGUGUCCUGUACAGUGGCCUUUUGUCGACAGAAAUAGAGGAAAAUGUGCAUCUGUUUUUACCAAAUCCUCAAAAUGUUAAUUGGAAUUGAGAUGUAUAAAAAGAAACAGGCAAUGAAAGUUUUGCACAUGCCAAGAUAAACAUGACAUAUCCUACUAAACAACUUCUGUUUCUUUUCAUAUGUCCCAGAUAUUUGUCUUUAAUCAGUUUGCAGAAAUUUGGCUGAUUUACUACUCUCCUGUGAAAGAGUGAUAAACACUGUGGCCUCUGAAAUUAAAGACUUAAAGGCAAGGCACUAAUCUACUAAAAGGGAGCAAAUCAUUACCAAGGGCAAUAAAAUAGUCGGCCCAGCUGUCUCCAAUUCAGUGGCCAAUUUACAACAUUAUGCAAAUGAGGUCAGCAAGUAAGGUCUUUCUCUCUGUGUUAUAACUCAAGCAGUGCUGGAGUGAAUCAUUUGAUCGAUCACCUCAGUUUCUGCCUAUCGUCACCAAUGUAGGAUUUAGGUUGCAUUUUUUUUUCUUUUCUUUUAAUGCAGAUGCCACAGUUUCCAUAUUUUACAACUUUAGUGCACUUCAAUCAAUACACCAUUUACAGGUGUAACUUCAGCCUCACCACAAACCUUCAGUAGAUCCAGACUAAAGUGUUCUAGGCUGGCUCUGGUCUUUAGAAACCUUCUAUAUCACCUGUGUCUAUAAAUACAUUUAUCACAAUGAUGUAAUGUCUUCUUUUUAAUCUUUUUUUAUACAUAUAGUUCUUUUCACUGAGUCUUAAAUUCACAUUUUCUGCUGCUUUAUGUCUCUGUGUCCAUCUUAGAAAUAAGAGAAUGGAUUUGUUGAUUCUGAAGUCAGAGAAACAGGCUGUUUUAUAUUAAAUGAUCACCCAUUGAUAACCAGGCCUGCAGCGAUGAGUUGGUGUUUGCAUUAGAAAUGAAACAGGUGCCAUUUUCUGAAUUAUGCACUCUAAUUUGACAGACAGUUUUUAGUAAGUGAAAUGUGUGGUUUUUUUUUUGUUUUGUUUUUCCUUUCUGAAAACCACAUGUAAAUAUUUGUCUUGACAUGACAGUAAUGAGCUAAUUUGUUGCAAAUGGCUUUUUAUAAUAGACCAAACCUGAAUCUUUUUUAAUUUGUUACUUUAACAGCCUGGCACCUACCAUCAUGCACUAUUUUACUAUGAUAGAAUCAACUGUAGCUCUGUUACAUCUUGGGGUCAGUUCUUAGUCGUAUUUCUUUGUCGUUGUCGGUUGAAACUAAGCUUUAAACUUGUUGCCUCCUUGCUUUCCUAUAUAUAUAUAUUGGUUGGGUUAAGACCUGCAACAUCGUGGGCCUCUAAUUUCAUCCUGGCGGCAAGACAGUGACAGCACUAAUGUGGCCACAGUGGUAUUUUUUAUUGGGCACAAGUCCAUUCUUAUGUCUUGUCUCUGUUUGAUAAUUUCCUGGCUCCAAAUGAAUCCACUUUUUUCGACUGAAGGUGGGAGCAGAGCAGCUGAGGUUAUGUGUUUCUGCAGAUUAAGCAGUACAUACUGGUAGCAAUUUUGGCAUUAAAUUGCAUAACAUUUUCGUGUUGGUGAAGGCACAUACAUACCUGUACAAAAUCACAAAAAAAAUGCACCUAACAUAAAAUGCAUCUUUUGAUUUGGGUGAGUUAUACCAGUAUUCUUGCACAACUGCUUUUAAACUAUAGGAUCAAUCUGAAUCAGCUGAUUAAAACCUGCAGUCACAAUACAGCAGCAGGAGUCGUAUGUCUAUGCUCCAGGCAACAGACAGUAAAAAUAAAGACAAAUGUUAUUUUACUUACAGCUACUAUAAAAAUCAUUAUCUUACAAAAUAAUUUAUAAAUAGAAUGUUAAUUCAGCUAAAAAUAUCGGACAUCGCUCCAUCCUCGGACGCAUCCUUGGGGAGUUGUUUAUGUGUGCCUUGUGACUCUGCACCUCCAGUUUGCUCCUUUAUCCACCUCCUGUCUGCAGCUUUUAAAGAGAGAUGAGACAAGUUGAUGUGAUGUGAUUGGUGAUUAUUGAGGCUUGUCCAGACUCCACCUGCUGAUACUGCAUUGUGUAUUCAUCCUGCUACAGCCUUUUCACCACACUGCACUGCCCCUGGAGCACAUCUGGGCACAAAAUAGUUCAGUCAGUCGGGCACACACACCUCAGGUCUGAGCUCGCUAUUGCGCUUGUCCCCAGUUUGGGGAAAUUAGAGGCUCAUACCCACUAAAAAUAUCCACUCUGAAUCCCUGAUUGUAAAGGGGUGGAUAUGAACAUAAUGGCCACUUUGAGUCAUAAAAUAUCUAAGAUACUUCUUUUGUUUUAACUGUUCUUGUUUACAUUUUAACUCAUGGUCUUAAUGGUUUUCUUUACCACAGCAGUGACGAUAGCAUGACAUGGCCCAGUCCUGUCUCUCCUCCUCUGACCCAUCACACGUCCUUGCUGUACAGUUUGGCUUUAGCACGUCUUUGUUCCUCUGCAAUAUUGACACUAGAAUCAAUCAGCCCAAUCUCCAUAUUGUCACAGUGAUGAGAACAACUUGUGACACAAUCGCAUGUAGUUAUGUUCUUUUAGUGAUUUUUGUUUGUUUGUUUUUUCCAUUAUAUCUGUUUCUUUUGUUUUGCAUCUCAGGAAUAUUUUUCAUUCAGAGAUUUUUUUUUUUUUAGAUUGUGUUUUCUGUCUUAAAGGGGGACUUGUGAGCACUUCUCACUCUGCUAGCCCCUGUAUGCUGACACCAUGUAUUUGUUGAGUUUAAGAUGAUCACAAUGUUAAUAAAAUUAUUCAGUGAUUCUUCAGUAAUGCUGUCAUCUUGCUGUCAUUGGGAUAUUAGACUUAAGAAGCUGUCUUUUGAUAUGAUCACUGACUUGAAAUGCGGAGAUUUAGAAAUAUGCUGCAAAUAAUCACGAGUUUCAAUAAUGAUCAAAGUUGUGUUUAUGCACAAUGUCAUCUAAUUUUAGCUUAUGACAUGUAAGCAGUUAAAAGCUUUUGUCCUCUUGUUUUUCUUGUAGCAACACACAUCUUUAUGUAUAUCAGUCUAUAGAUGGAAGGAGUUGUGACGCACUAUCACUCACUAAAUACAAAAUGUCCACAGUAAGGCUCAGUAAAGAUCAGGAUUAGAGCUAGACACAUUAGUUGAGCUUCUGAUGUACCUUGGUGAAUGAAAUAAGGGGUUCCAUAUCAAGCUGUACUGAGAGGGCUUGAUUUGAUAUAUAGCACCAUAAUGGAGGUGUUUUUCUCCCAUUAUCCAUGAGAUUUAUUAUAUUUAAUUUAGAGGUGCGUUCUCAUGUAUGAAAUGGAAAUUGUUGAAUAAAUAGUUGCCAAAACAUC